Aspergillus heteromorphus CBS 117.55 is the source of this 1842-nucleotide messenger RNA. RefSeq names its product Zn(II)2Cys6 transcription factor. The transcript is spliced from 4 exons. The record is from RefSeq and is a predicted model, not a curated record. Gene Ontology annotation, molecular function: zinc ion binding; DNA-binding transcription factor activity, RNA polymerase II-specific. Lineage: Eukaryota; Fungi; Ascomycota; Eurotiomycetes; Eurotiales; Aspergillaceae. The coding region runs from base 151 to 1677 and encodes 508 amino acids. Gene Ontology annotation, biological process: regulation of DNA-templated transcription.
GGCGGAUCGCCAAACAGCAGGACGGUCUCUGGAAGGCGCCCCGGUACGGUGUAGUUCGCUUCGCACUACAUCAGGUCAUGGGCUUGCAGCUGUCAACAGUCAACUUGUCGAUUCCGUUUCUAGAACUUUUCGUGCAGACUACAGUGCGCGAUGGUCUACCGGGGGAAGCCCAGCACAGCCUGCGAUCGCUGCCGCGGACGACGCUUGAAGUGCGACCGAGUAAGGCCCUCGUGCUCUCAAUGCAUCCGGGCCCAGGUGGACUGUCCGGGCUAUCGAGACACGGCGGAACUGAGCUUCCGGGAUCAGAGCGAGGAGGUGAUCCGUAAGGCCCAGGCGAAGCAUCGGGCCCGCAGGUCGCCAGGGACAGAGACAAUCAAUCAGCAGCUGGACAGAAAGGCGAUCUCUCUAGAUGUUGUAUUGUCAUCACCACCCGAGGAGCUGGCAAAGGGUUAUUUCUUCACCCAUUUUGGCGGCGGUCAUAUGCCAUACCUCUUGGACUUGACCCGGAACCAGGACAACGCGCCGAUCAAUGCAGCCCUGACAGCGGCUGGGCUGGCGGCAUUGUCCAAUCUCCGUAUGUCGCCACAGUUGAUGCUGAACGCACGACGGCAUUACACUGUUGCCUUGUCGCGGACCAACCAUGCCCUCCAGGAUACCGUCUUGGCCCGGAGGGAUGAAACCCUGGCGGCAGUGGUGUUGCUGGGCAUGUUCGAAAUAAUAACUUGCAGCGACGGCUCCUUUGCCGACCGCUGGGUGAAGCAUAUGGAUGGUGCAGCACAGCUGAUCGAGCUCCGAGGUCUGCAGCAAGUAGAAAGGUCAGCAGGGUUGCAUCUAUUUACCCAGUUGCGAGCACAAAUUGUACUGAGUCGAAUCUACCAGGAGCGGUAUUGCUCGCCGAUUCUAGCCCAACUGACCGAAGAGGCCCCCAAAUACCGGGACCCCAACUAUCGAACGAUUGACCGACUCGGAAUCCUUGUCAUCAAGCUCAGCACCCUCUGCGCAGCCGUAAAAGAUGGAACGAUCCAGCAGCCCACCGACAUCAUCCGCCGAUCUCUCAGCCUUGAUGCGGACUUCAUGUCAACCCUUCUGGCCAUCCCCCCCACAUGGGCUUACAGCACCGUCGAGGUCCCCCAUUCCGAAGGCGGAAGUCGCAUGCACUCCGUAUGGGGAACCCGCUUCCACAUAUACCGCAACUUGACAAUAAGCAGCGCUUGGAACAACUACCGUUCUGCCCGGCUUGUCAUCCAUGAACUGAUAAUCACCGCAGCCAAAAGUCUCCAGCACUCGUCGAACAUGAAUACUCGAAAUGAGCAGGAAAGCCUGAUUCUCCAAAGUGAACGGACUUGCCAUCAGAUCGUGGAGGAUAUAUGCGCCAGUGUUCCAUUCCAUCUUGGCGCCACGGCAGGGGAUGCGGAUGCGUGCGGCGGGAUUGCUGCUUCCCCGACGGGCGCCGGCGGGAUCACUGUUGUGUGGCCGUUAUUAAUUGCUGCAAAUUCCGGGUUCGCGUCCCCUACGCUCCGGAAUUGGGUCACGGACUGCUUGGAUAAGAUUGGACACUCCCUGGGGAUUAACCAGGCGCUGGCUGUCGCGCAGCUGUUGCGGAAUGGGAUGAGGACCAGAUCGUUUGCAUCUGUAGAUUCCUCGGAAGAUCUGUAUCAGUGCUAUAGGGACUACUAGUGUAGGCCUUGGUGAUGAGGAUUCAAUACCGGAAAGGUAUUGGUGGACAGGCUGUCUAAACGUGUGGGUAUUGGCUUGUCGGACACCUUUUCAUUCUAGGCUCGUGGCUUCAAAGUAUCUCACAUCGGUUCAUUAGGCGCGUGUGUUGAUAUAUACAGUAAAUUU